Pyricularia pennisetigena is the source of this 993-nucleotide messenger RNA. RefSeq lists its product as uncharacterized. Gene Ontology annotation, cellular component: Cdc73/Paf1 complex. The transcript has 3 exons. The record is from RefSeq and is a predicted model, not a curated record. The annotation marks the transcript as partial. Gene Ontology annotation, molecular function: protein binding. NCBI's taxonomy places the organism in Eukaryota, Fungi, Ascomycota, Sordariomycetes, Magnaporthales, Pyriculariaceae.
UCCAAACAAUACCUGACCGUCCAUACAAUCGACAAUGCCCAUCCAUCGCAGAUCUUUGCGCUCGCCACGACGCCAAAAGGCGUAUUCUCAGCAUCCGGCGGCGAGGCAAUAAAGUUCCACAGCGCCGCCGCAGAUGCGACCGGCGCCUCAACGUUCUCUUCCUCCGAGAUCCCCAAAGCCCACCGCAGCGGUUGCCACCACCUCGCGGCGGGUGCCGGUGGGCCGGGCAAGGUGCUCGCGUCGGCAGGGUUCGGGCAUGAGGUCAAGGUCUGGGUGCAGCAGGAAGCCUCGGGGGAGUGGCAGGAGCACGGCACGGUGAGCCCGUGGGGCUCUGGACCGUCUGCCGCAAAGGUGUGGGCCAUCGCGCUCAAUGGCGACGAGCAGUUCCUGGCCUGCUCAUCCGAGGUCGGCAAGGUCGCUGUGUGGGACAUACCGGCCGGCAGAGCGGUGCAUCUGUAUGAGACUGCGUCGGAGGGCCAGGGCAGCUUCGGCAUGAGCGUGGACAUAAGUCCAGACGGCAGGUUGACAGCCAGCGGGCACCAGAAUGGCACCGUCUACGUCUUCAACAAUGACUCGGGACGACUAGUCUAUUCUUUGACGGGUCUCUCAAAACCCAUCCGAUCCGUCAAGUUCUCCCCCGGCGGCACCCGACUCGCCACCGCGGGCGACGCCGGCAUCAUUGCCAUCUACGACACCCAGAACGGCGAGCACGUUAGCAACCUCUCGCCCUCGGGCCCCUCGGGUCCUUGGAUCAUGUCGCUCGACUGGAGCCACACGGGCGAGUACCUCCUCUCGGGCUCGUUCGACGGCCGCGUCCGCGUCUGGUCCAUCGAGGCCAGCACCUGCGUCGCCACGCACUCGGAGAGCGAUGAGACAAUCUGGGCCGUCAAGUGGCUGCCCAAGCCGGCAGGCAACCCCAGGGCCGCAGAGAGCUUCUGCGCCGCGGGAGCGCGAGGCAGCAUCACGUUCUACAGGGAGGCUAGUGGAAGCUAG